Molecule: messenger RNA, 6158 nt
Organism: Hemicordylus capensis (graceful crag lizard)
Lineage: Eukaryota; Metazoa; Chordata; Lepidosauria; Squamata; Cordylidae
Gene: CRACD
Product: capping protein inhibiting regulator of actin dynamics
Exons: 12
Coding region: 750-5084 (1444 amino acids)
Biological process (GO): maintenance of gastrointestinal epithelium; negative regulation of barbed-end actin filament capping
Source: RefSeq, a predicted model, not a curated record
UAUGCCCCUUCUUUCAGCAGUGCCGACACCUCAUAACUCUUUCGAAGGGACAUCGCCGCUCCAUGACCUCCCUUCUCUGCCCAGUGCCAGUCUAACAACCCUACAGCAGUCGCGGAAGCAUCUGCUCUAGAAGACAAGGCUGAAGGCAGGGACUGGAGCCGAACGGGCUUCUCUGAGACCCGGCAGGCAGCGCUCCGAUUGUCGCUCGAGCCUCGACCCCAGCCGCGGCUGCUCCCCGCCUUUCAACUUGAGGCUGUCGGGUUGCAGGGGAAGAGCAUGUGAUCGCUUGAAUGGAAUUCGCUCGCUGCUCGCUUUGCUAUGGUGUGGCAGCCGCGGCGGGGAGAGCAAUGGAGGCUGCUUGAGAGAGACCGGGCUGGGCUGCUGCUGCUGCUGCCUGGCUCCAUUGCACAAGGGAAAGCCCAACCAAAUCUCUUGUCCCCAAAUCAAAGAUCCGAGCAAGCUGGAAAGAAAAUUGUUAAUUGGUUUACCCAACGAGUGCACAGAAAAUUCUGAUAUUCUGGAAAGCCUGAGUGGGAGUAUAUAAGAAGAUUGCAGUCAGGGAAGACAAGAAAAAAGCAAGCAAAUUCCAGCCUUUUAAGAAGUUUUUUGGUAGAAGGAGAAAACGGGAGGCAACACCAGACCUUGAGGACGCUGAACUGAAACCAAGCAAUUCCUUCGGAAAUGUCUGCAAUGGUGCACUGUCUUCCGAUGAGGAGACAAAUGAUGGUCUGAGGUCUUCCAGUUAUAGUAUGGGAGCACGGGCCUUUUCCCAUGACAGUAUUUUCAUACCUGAUGGGCGAGCAGAGAGUGAAGAGUCUGAUCAAGCAAUGUCACAAGAAAACAUACUAGGCAAAGUCAAAACCCUUCAGCAACAGUUGGCCAAGAAUAUUAAAUUUGGCCAGCCCCCACAAAUGACAGUUUCAGUGAAGGCAAUUGGGGAGGCAAAUGCUAGUUCAGAAGCGGAUGUGUUACUGAGUAGCCCCAUGGAGACUGAGGCACAGCAGGAUAUAGUCCUUCCAGAGAACUAUAAUAAAUCAGGUGGCACACUGGAUUCGUUGAGCCCUGCAAGUUUGCAUGGAACAGAGCAUGAAGUGGAAGAGAAGGUUGCUCCAGUGAAAUCAUCUCGACCAAAAAGGCACCACUCACCUUCUGGCACAAUUGAAACAGUGAAUCUCGAUGCAAUCCCUCUGGCGAUUGCCCGUCUGGACAAUAGCGCAGCAAAGCACAAGCUCUCUGUUAAGCCAAAAAAUCAGAGAGUUUCCAAAAAGCACAGAAGGUUAUCAAAGGAGCUACAAAAAGUAAUAGUGCCUGAAUUUGAACAAGAAAUUCCAGAAUCUCAAAGUUAUGACAUUUCAAGUAAUGAUGGCCAUUAUGCUGCAGACAAGGCAAUCCACCACAGAGAGGGUAAAGAACAAAAAGCAGAAGGUAAAAGAAAACAAGAAGAUCAUUGGAGAGACCUUGAAACUGAGAAGGAAAUACAAAUGGCUGGAACAGAAAUAGAAAGCCAUCUGGAGCACAAAAGACUUCAGGACUUUGAGGAAAACCAAAGAGAACAAGAUGGAAAAAAGCAGAAGCUCCAGGAAGAAGAGCAAUUUUUUGAAAUGGAAGAGGGAAAGGAUCCAGAAGAGAAGAAGACACACAAAGACCAGAGACAUCAAGAUCUUCAGGAGCACAGGCACAAAGACCUGGAGGAACAGAGAAGGAAAGAAGAAGGUCCACAGGAACUGAAGGACCAAAAGCAGCAGCAAGAAAAAAGGCAUCAGGAACUAGAAGAACAAAAGCAAUCUGAAGGACAAAGAUAUGAGGAACUGGAGGUACAAAGGCAAUAUGUAGAACAUCAUGAACUGGAGGCGCAAAGACUACAGGAAGAACAAAGGCAUCAGAUACUGAAAGAACAAAGGCAUCAUGAACUGGAGGCCCAAAGGCAGCAUGAAGAACAAAGGCAUCAAGCACUGGAAGAGCUAAAACAACGGGAGGAACAAAGACAUAGGUAUCUGGAGGUACAAAGGCAACUCAUAGCUCAAAGACAUCGAGAAAUGGAAGAGGAGACAUGGCAGGAACCUUCUUUGAAAGACCAACAAAGAAAACAAGAAAAGAGACAUCAAGAGUUAGAGGGCAAAAAACAACUUGAAAAGCUGCUGCAACAAGAGAAAGAUAAGAGACAUAAACAGGAGAAGCAUCAAUGGCAGGAAGAACAACAAAGCCACCCAGAUACGGAAGGGCAGGUAGGACAAGAACUGGGAAUGCAUGAGACUGAAAAGCAGGAUCAACUGAACCAACAAGGAGUUCAUGUGCAAAAAAGACAAACAGGACAGAGGCAAGAACUAGAGAAAAUCAGAAAUCUAGAAAGUGAAGAGAAGUUGCAAGGGAAGGAAAGAGCCAUGAAGCUGGAGAAGCAAGAGAUAGCUGAAGACCAACAGAAGCAUCUGGAGGAAGAACAAAAGAAGAAGGAUGAGCAAAAACAGCAAGACCUAGAAAAGCAAAUGAUAUCAGCAGAACAUGGGCACUGUGAAUUAACAGAACUAAAGCAACCAUGGGCUGAAAAGAGGGUUCAACAGGAAGAGCUGAUAGAGAGGGGAGAGGGACAAAAACUGGAAGAACAGAAAACUUCUAGUUUGGAAGGACAACAGCCACUAAGAAAGCCAAAAGAACAAAACAGAUUCUUCCCAUUGUUACCAGACAAAAACAUACAUCCAGAAGAGAAGUGUUUGGAAACUAUUGAGAAAGAGGUUCCACCAAAAGAAGAAGCAAGACAGCAAAAGAUAAAGCAGCCAGACAAAGGACAGAAAGAAGAAGAAACCCUAAAGCAUGAUCAGAGGAAGAACAUUGACACUCAGGAACAGGAAAGAAUCCUAGGUGAAGAGCUACGAUGGCAGGAAGUUGAUGCUAGACAAGCUAUGCCAAGGGGAUUCACCUUUCAAGUUUCCUCUGGAGAAAAACAAAUAAUAUUUCAGAAGGUGAAUUUGAGCCCAGUUACUCCUGUUAAAGAGGCACCAGCUCCUUCUGCCACAAAAGAACUGAAGACUCCAAAAUCCAGCAAAGUUUCUCAUGCUCUCCAAUCUUCUUUGUGUGUUCCACAUACAGCAAUUCUGGUCACCGGAGCACAGCUCUGUGGCACUGCAGUGAAUCUCAAUCAGAUAAAAGAUACCGCUUGUAAAUCUUUGCUUGGCUUAACAGAAGAAAGGAAAACAGUGGAUGUCGUUCCAGCAGAAACCAGUCAGAAAAUGUCUCCUGGUGCCAAGCCUAGCAGCAGUAAAAUGAAACACCCUCAGGAUCCUUUGGGCAAUCAAGCCAUUUUAGCGGAAUGGGCAUCUAUUAGAUCCAAAAUCUUAAAAAGUGCAGAAAAUGGUAAACUUACUGAGAAAGACAAAGGAAGCCUCAGUAGGCAUAGUGAUGACUGGACACCUAAAGGGCACAGUGCUUCCCAUGGCAACUUACGGAAAACCUUGUCUGCAAAUGCAAAGUUUUCUAUAACUCCUGCAUGGCAGAAAUUCUCAGAAGUCUCCAAGUGUAACACAGAUGCAGAGAGUAAAGGUGGCCCUGAAGCUGACAACACAGCAAAACAGUUGGGUCCAUUGACUGAUGCAAAGCAAGAGGCAGUUCAUAGUGAAGCACUGCCAUGUACAAUAAACAUUUUUGGAACGUCUGCUGGGAAAUCUGAAGUUCAGCAUGAGAUGACAGAUAAUACAGAAGGCUGUAAGUUUGCCAAAGAUCUUCCAUCUUUUCUCGUUCCAACUGCCCCACAUUCUCCAAGUAAAGAAAUGCUUCAGCCAGAAAUCUCGACUACUCUGGAAUCUCAGCAGAAAGUCGGUAUGGGGAAACUGGAUAGAGCUUCACCAAGUGGAGAAGAACAUGUGUCCCCAUUUGGAGUAAAAUUAAGGAGGACAAACUAUUCCUUGCGUUUUCAUUAUGAUCAGCAAGCAGAGCAAAAAAAGAAGAAAAGAUACAGUGCAGGAGAUAGUUUUGAUGGUGUGCCCACCCCACUUGUUACACCAGACAAUGAAAAAGAGGCAAAUAAUAUAUUUUUGAAAGAGAACAAGUCUCCACUCCAGGAGAGAAAGGAUGUCAUUGUUAGUUCUGUAAAAGACUUGUCAGCUAAUGUUAGUCUGAAUUACACCACAGUUGCUCCAGUCUCUCUACCAACUACUGGUCAGGUGUCUGUACCUAGUCAAGAGAAACCUGUCUGCAAAUCCCCACUCUCACAAAAACCUGCAUUAGCUCCAAAGCCUAUUAGCCAAACCCCACCGUCAUCCCCUCUCUCAAAAAUGCGCAGGUCUCACUUAACAGAUCCUGUAGGGCAAAGGGUGGUUAAAACAGAAUCUGACACCAGCUGGAGAAAAGCAGAGGCGAAAGGGAGCGCUCUACUUUUACAAGGGCAGGAUGAAAGCAAGAGUGAGGAGGAGGAGUCCAAGGAGAGGAAAUCAUUUUUCCCAUCCAUCACAAUGCCAUGGAGAGAGAAAACUGAGAAAAAGCCCGAGCCAUUGAAAAAAGAAAGGCCAGUUCUUCAGAGCAGGCAUUCCAUUGAUGGCUCCAAAUUGAUGGAAAAAGUUGAAACUGCUCAGCCACUCUGGAUUACGCUGGCACUGCAAAAGCAGAAGGGGUUUAGAGAGCAACAAGCAACAAGAGAGGAAAGAAGACAAGCCAGAGAGGCAAAGCAGGCCGAGAAACUUGCUAAAGAAAAUGCCAGCAUAAACAAUCAGCCAGAUAUUAGAAGCAGUAAUAUCAGCCGGACAAGUACAAUGCUAAAACCCGCAAUCCAGGAGGAGGAGAAGAAAGCUGAGACUGCUAAAUCAAGACUGGAACGCAGAGAACAGCUAAAAAAAUCCAACACCCUUCCUACAUCAGUGACAGUGGAGAUCUCAGAUUCUGUUCCAUCAUCACCUUUGGCAAAAGAAGUCACCAAGAGAUUCUCUACCCCUGAUGCUAAUCCUGUGUCAACAGAACCUGCCUGGUUGGCUUUAGCCAAAAGGAAAGCAAAAGCCUGGAGUGACUGUCCACAAAUCAUUAAUCCAGGGAACCAGGAGCACAGCAGAAGACUGUACAUUCCCUGCUGCUACACCUCCCCACAUCCACUCCCACCAUGAUUCCAGCUAACAGCCUCUCACGGAUGGCCCUAAAAAGAUAUUAGGCAGCAGGGGACAGCUGGACUGAGUCUGGAGCCUACUUCAUCCUCAUUUUAACAAGUAAUCAGUGCAUUAGAGCUGGCACAGAUUAUUACCAAUGAGGCGGUACAUAUGUAGAUAUACUCUGCAUCCAGGUUGGAUGCAGAAGCCCUGUGCACUAACCUUUUAUAUGGAUGGUAGGGAAACCCAUUCCCUCUCAUAUAUCAGUAUUGGGAUGAGGGCUGGAGUAUGUAAAAUAUUUGUUUGGAUGCAUUUCUAAAAGCCUGUAUUUUCAACAUUGUCAUUUCAUGUAAAGUCAACUUGCAAUUUUGCACUAAAGACCAAUGAGGUGUUACUUUGCUUUACCUUUGUUUCAGUCUUUCCUGGUGAAUAAACUGUUGCAACUCUAUUAAAAAAAUAUGGAAAUUGUUCAAACACUUUGAACACUGAUCUAACCACUAUGUAGAAUAUGGUCUCAACUUCUUUUUGUAACUUAAACGGAAAAGCCCAGCAAGAAAAAGCUAGUCACACUGAGAUCCUGUUGAAAUGCAUGACUAAAUUAGCCUAUUGUUUUCAACAAGAGUUGGGCAUAACUAACUUUCUCUGGAUGGGGACCAAGAUAUUAUUUCUGAGGUUACAGAUUAUUAACCUCUAUUGUUAAUAUAGUGGUGUAUAAAAUUAUAAACAAAUGUAUAAUUGUGGGGUUUUGUUUUGUGUACUUUUUUAAUUUUUCAAAUGUUUUAAAGUGCAAUUGUUUCUUAUACUAAUGUCAUUUUAAUUCCUAUUAAAUUAUAAUCUGCUGAAAGUUAUCAGAAGAUGUAUGUAUUCAUUGUCUUUUUGUUAAAAAUGUCAGGCUUACCUUAUAAGGACGGCCUGAAUGGCUAUAGGAAUCUAAUUAUGUGUUUUUACCAACAAUAAAACCCGAGUAAAGUUACCUAUGACUUAAGGGAUAUGUUAGUGCAAUUUCUACUUUCAGUUUUUGAUUGUCAGAUUUUAAUGUAAAUGGUGCAUCAUGGAAAAUUUGUUCUAUUUCAAUAAAAAAAACCUACAACUGUU